AUGUCAUACGACAACAAGUAUACAAGAAUGGGAAGUUACCGGAAAUGGUUCAAAACAAUUCGACGAAAGCUAGGCAGAUCAUCUAACAGAGACAUCAUUGUCGUCUACACCAACACCAGCCCAAGCACUCAUGAAGAAUCAGCCAGGUACCAAGAUCUCAACGGCUCUGCUUCAUCUUCAUCACACACAAAGAAAUUUUUAUCCCACGAAGAAAUUGCAGCCAUCAAGCUCCAAGCGUUUUUCAGGGGGCAUCUUGUUUGUGAUGAUUUAAACAAUUUGACAGGCCAGGCAAGCAUUUCGAGCACUGAGGAGCCUGGUGAAGCUGCAAGCCUUGGUUCGUGGGGCGUGUGUGCGGAAACAAGCACGUAUGGCUCUCCAUUGCAUGCAUGCGCUUGUCCGGUUGCAGGUCAAGUUCCGUGCACGGCAGCUCCUCAGCGAGUCUAG
Prunus armeniaca (apricot) is the source of this 444-nucleotide messenger RNA. The record is from the annotation of a GenBank genome assembly. Lineage: Eukaryota; Viridiplantae; Streptophyta; Magnoliopsida; Rosales; Rosaceae.